AAUUAAACGUUAUCUAUAUUUUUUAAAUUUGACUUUAUUCUUUAAGUUAUUACUUUUUUUAAAUAACAUAUUUAAUAUUAUGCUAUAGAAUAUAUUUUUAGUGAUGUAAUUGCUACAAAAUUAAGUUUAUUGACGCAUUUUUGUUGUUAUUAUUUAAUAAACAAUGGCUUACAACCAUGCUAACAAAAAUAUGGAUAACUUCCAUAAACAAAAAUUAGCACGCGCAUUAUGCACAGCAAUGGCUGGUGAUGGCGAUAUACGGCUAGUUGACAUAUUACUAAACCAUGAUAAAGCUGAUCCUAAUGUACUUGUACCAGAAAUGUGUAUGACACCAUUUCAUAUAGCAGCGGGUCAUGAAAAUAUAGCUUUUGGAAAAAUUGCUGCUACACUCAUUUUACAUUGUGGUGGUGACCCAAACAAAACAUGUGAUGGUGGUCGGACUGUCUUACAUGUAGCCAUUGCAUGGAAUCGAUGGCAUGUAGUGCGUGUAAUACUUGAUAAUCCUUAUAUUUUAGUUGACCUUCGGGUAAAAGAUGAUGAAGGAUUUACACCUUUUGAUUAUGCUAUUAAAUUUAAUGCUUGGGAAUCUCUUGCUGAAUUACGUUCUCAAAAUGAAAAUGUUCAAUAUAAAAUGGGUAACAAUACAAGGAGAAGAGAAAACUAUUUUGGGCAAGAAUUACAUUAUUUUGAACAAAAUAAAUUUCCUAAAGUACAACUAAAAAAACAUGAAAUUUUUAAUUACUAUAAUUUAUCUACCCAAAGUGGUUACAAUGGAAGUGAAAGUUCAUUGGAUAGUAGUAAUAGUAUAAUUGACAAAAUAAAUAUUAAUCAUGAUUAUGAAAAGUGUUUAAAAGAUUCUUGCAUCAGAAAUGUUUCAUUAUUUUCAACAAAGUCAAUUAAUUUAUCUCAAGAAGAUUUAUUAAAUACAAAUGUUAAUAAAAAAAACUUAAUUGAACUUUCUAAAAUUUAUCAUAAAGAUAAUUUAAUUGGUAGAUCUUCUUCAUUUAAUAUAAAUAUAGAUAAUGAUUGCCUCCUAGAUAGUAUAAGUUUUCCAUUAAUGAAUUCAGUUAGUGAUACUAAAACAAAUUUAUCGUAUUAUGGUAUGGUUAAUGAAAACUUUGAUUUACAAAAUGACCUAAAUUUUAUUGACAAUGAUAGCAUAAUGACUGACAUAUCAAACUUAACAAAUCAAGCUAUUGACAGUGACAGUGACAAUGAGUAUUUUACAUGCCCCGAGAAAAAUAGCUUAGAGAAUUCUGAAGCCAGUAGCAGUAAAUCAAUAGAAGCCAUUUGUAACGCUUUUCCUAAUUUUAAUAUCAGUGACCACACUAAUUCAAAAUUCCUUUCAAAUAUUUUAGUAGAAGUGAAUACAAGUGAGGCUAGAAUUAUCAACUCCACCACAUCAUCUAUUAAAAGUAGUAGCUUAACGGAGAUAACGGAUGAUUGUGAUACUGAUGAUGUCCGCCAAAAUCUAAGGAGUCAUGGUAUUAUACCAGGCCCUAUAUUACCAGGCACAAAACGUUUGUAUUUAAGACGUCUCAAGCGAUUACUAAGUGAUCAAGUUCACUGUAAUCAAUACCCAACUCCUAAUAUUAAUUAUUUUUCAGGUGGAUCUUUUAGUCAACAAUUAGAGGAAUUAUUUAAAAUUGGAAAUUCGUGGAAAUCUGUAAUUAUGAGCUGGAGUUCAUUAGAAUGUGAUAUAGUGUGUAAUAAAAGUGGAUCAUCUUUCACAUACUUACUAUUAGAUCCUCGAGUGACUGAAAAUUUACCUAACCGAGUUGAUAGUUUUGAAAAUUCAAUUGAUGUAUUGAUAAUUUUUAUUAGAUCAAUUUUUUAUAUAGGAAAAGGAACAAAUGCUAGACCUAAUGAUCAUAUGAGAGAAGCAUUUAAUGAAUGGGUAGGCGUUGGUAGCAAUAACAAAGUCCCAAACCCAAAGAUUGAGUUUAUUUUAAAUUUAUGGCGUGAAAAUAAAGGUGUUGUAUGUGUUCAAGCAUUUCAUCAUUUAACUUCAAAAGAAGCUCAUAUUCGGGAAGCUGCAAUGAUAGAUGCAAUAGGAUUAAAUAGAUUGACUAAUGAGAAGCGUGGAACCUAUUAUAAUAAAAUCAUUAAAUGGAAAGGAAGCGACAAAUGUAAACUUGGUUGUUACCUAUUAUAUCGUGCUAUGCUUUUAUUAUUAGCUGAUGGAGAACGACAACUUCGACCUGUAGACUUGACUUAGUUGCUUCCAAGUAUAUUUCAAUCUUUUUUGCAUAAAAUAAUUUUUAUUCUUCUAGUCUUAGAAUAAGAUAAUUUGAAAUUAAAAAUUUUAAUAUAAAUUUUAUACCAUAGAUUAUUUUUAACUAUUUAUAUAUGAUAAUAUUUUUAAUUGUGUUAUUUCACCUUUUGUUCUUGUGAGAUUUGACUGAUAAAUAUAUUUAAUAUUUUGUUACAAAAAAUACUUACAUUAUAAUGGGAAAUGUUAACUGAACAACUAUUAUGCUAUGCAUUUUUUUUUAUCUACUUAUUAUUUAUUUAUUAUUAUUCAUUGAUAUGUAUUAGUGAAAAUUUACAAAAAAACUGUAUGAUAACUCUAAUUUGCCUUUGAUCAAACAAUUUUAUUGCAGGAGUUAAACUAUUGUUAAAUUAUUUUAAAAAAUUAGAUUUAAUAUUAUUUCA
This is a messenger RNA of Daktulosphaira vitifoliae (grape phylloxera), 2655 nucleotides long. RefSeq lists its product as uncharacterized. The record is from RefSeq and is a predicted model, not a curated record. Gene Ontology annotation, molecular function: endonuclease activity; protein binding. The coding region runs from base 164 to 2218 and encodes 684 amino acids. Lineage: Eukaryota; Metazoa; Arthropoda; Insecta; Hemiptera; Phylloxeridae. The transcript is spliced from 7 exons.